CCCCUACAAGAACUGAUUUCGUGUUGGCUUAUCAUGGAUAAAUCAGUCAACCUACUGGUAAUGCUAGGACAAGACGUACGCGUGUUACAAAAUAUAUAAUCAAAACAUAUACAAAGUUUGCGGUUAAAGUUGUAUAAGUACUUUUUAGUUGCUAUCGAAAGCAGAGGCAAAGAAUUUAGUUGCAUAACUUUCUUAUAUUACCAGCAAGUAUAAGCAAUGCAAUGCUAAUAACUUUGUGGUUUUAAAAAUUUAAAAUCAAAAAAUUUACGUGUCUGUGUGAAGAUGAAACAGAAAAGAGAUACAACAAUAAUUCUGGCCGUCAUGAUGGUGCUGAUCCGGAGUCCAGUAGCCAACUUAAAAAGUCCCAAUAACGCACAUACUCAGGAUACUGUGUCCGUGUCCUUGCCUGGCGACAUAAUACUUGGUGGGUUAUUCCCCGUCCACGAAAAAGGUGAUGGUGCUCCAUGUGGACCAAAAGUAUAUAACAGAGGAGUACAACGCCUGGAGGCAAUGCUCUAUGCUGUAGAUCGCGUAAAUAACGACUCUACUAUUCUUCCUGGAAUAACGAUAGGGGUCCAUAUACUUGACACCUGUUCAAGAGACACAUAUGCCCUUAACCAGUCUCUUCAGUUUGUAAGAGCAUCCCUCAACAACUUGGACACUUCUGUGUUCGAGUGUUCAGAUGCGUCAAGCCCACAAAUAAGAAAAAACGCUUCGUCGGGACCCGUUUUCGGAGUUAUUGGUGGAUCCUACAGUUCAGUGUCUCUGCAAGUAGCCAAUUUGCUGCGCCUGUUUCAUAUUCCACAAAUAUCACCGGCGUCAACUGCUAAAACCCUAUCGGACAAAUCACGCUUUGAUCUGUUUGCUAGAACAGUACCGCCAGACACUUUUCAAUCCGUAGCUCUUGUAGAUAUACUGAAAAAUUUUAACUGGUCAUAUGUAUCGACGAUACAUUCGGAGGGAUCUUAUGGUGAAUAUGGUAUUGAAGCUUUUCACAAGGAAGCCACCGAACGACACGUAUGCAUAGCGGUAGCCGAGAAAGUGCCAAGCGCCGCAGACGACAAAGUUUUUGACUCAAUAAUUGGCAAACUUCAAAAAAAACCCAACGCUCGUGGAGUUGUACUCUUUACAAGAGCAGAGGAUGCCCGCCGCAUUCUUCAGGCAGCUAAGCGAGCUAAUUUAUCACAGCCGUUUCACUGGAUAGCAAGUGACGGUUGGGGCAAGCAACAAAAAUUACUUGAGGGUUUGGAGGACAUUGCCGAGGGCGCUAUAACUGUAGAACUGCAGUCCGAAAUAAUCGAAGAUUUUGAUCGCUAUAUGAUGCAGCUGACGCCAGAAACAAAUCAAAGGAACCCUUGGUUUGCUGAGUACUGGGAGGACACGUUUAAUUGCGUUCUCGAACAAGUUUCGGAUCAACCUAAUGCACCAACCACUAUCAAUUCUACUGAGAUAAAGAUCGCCACCAAGUCUAAAACAACAUGCGAAGACAGUUUUCGGUUAUCUGAGAAAGUUGGAUACGAGCAGGAGUCCAAGACUCAAUUUGUUGUGGACGCUGUAUACGCAUUUGCCUACGCACUGCAUAAUUUACAUAAUGAUCGUUGUAACACACAAAGCGACCAAACGUCUGAACAGAGAAAGCACCAACAUAGUGAGUCUGUGUGGUACAGAAAACUAUCAACUGAUUCGAAGUCGCAGGCAUGUCCCGACAUGGCAAAUUAUGACGGAAAGGAUUUUUACAACAAUUACUUGUUAAACGUCUCAUUCAUAGAUCUUGCUGGCAGCGAAGUCAAAUUUGAUCGUCAGGGCGAUGGACUGGCAAGGUAUGAUAUUUUAAACUAUCAACGUUUGGAAAACUCUUCGGGAUAUCAGUAUAAGGUCAUUGGCAAAUGGUUUAAUGGAUUGCAACUAAAUUCUGAAACAGUUGUAUGGAAUAAGGAAGCUGAGCAACCAACUUCCGCCUGUUCACUGCCUUGUGAGGUUGGGAUGAUAAAAAAACAACAGGGAGAUACCUGUUGCUGGAUAUGCGACAGCUGCGAAUCAUUCGAAUACGUAUAUGACGAGUUUACCUGUAAAGACUGCGGUCCAGGACUUUGGCCGUAUGCAGACAAGCUUUCCUGUUAUGCUUUAGACAUUCAGUAUAUGCGAUGGAACUCGUUAUUUGCCCUAAUUCCCAUGGCCAUAGCCAUGUUCGGUAUUGCUGUGACAAUUAUAGUAAUGGUACUAUUUGCAAAAAAUCAUGAUACUCCAUUGGUAAGGGCGUCGGGGCGGGAGUUAAGUUAUACUCUUCUCUUUGGUAUUUUGGUCUGUUACUGUAAUACCUUUGCGCUGAUUGCUAAACCAACAAUUGCCUCAUGUGUUCUGCAGAGGUUUGGCAUUGGGGUUGGUUUCUCCAUUAUUUAUAGUGCUCUGCUAACAAAAACAAAUCGAAUUUCACGAAUAUUUCACUCCGCAUCUAAAUCAGCUCAGCGCCUUAAGUAUAUAAGUCCACAAUCACAGGUGGUAAUAACAACCUCUCUGAUCGCAAUACAGGUACUAAUCACCAUGAUUUGGAUGGUAGUUGAACCACCAGGAACUCGUUUCUAUUACCCAGACCGAACUGAAGUGAUCCUUAAGUGCAAAAUACAAGACAUGUCCUUCCUUUUUUCCCAAUUAUAUAAUAUGAUUCUCAUCACAAUUUGCACUGUUUAUGCAAUUAAAACCAGGAAAAUACCAGAAAACUUUAAUGAGUCAAAGUUUAUUGGAUUUACCAUGUAUACCACUUGUAUAAUCUGGCUAGCUUUUGUACCCAUAUACUUUGGAACAGGAAAUUCUUAUGAGGUGCAAACUACUACGUUAUGUAUUUCAAUAAGUCUGAGUGCAUCAGUGGCUCUUGUUUGUCUGUAUUCACCCAAGGUGUACAUCCUCGUCUUUCACCCGGACAAAAACGUUCGCAAGUUAACCAUGAACAGCACCGUCUAUAGGCGAUCAGCUGCAGCUGGAACUCAGGGUGCGCCCAGCAGCUCCGUAUAUAGUCGCACGCAGGCAGCCAGCACCACUGUACCGGCAGGAGGGGCGGUAGGUACUACAGCAUCAAGUACCCUUCCAACACAAAACAGCUCCAAUCUUGACGAACCUCCGGGCCAAUCAGCUGUUGCUCACAAAAGCAGUGAAUAUAGUAAUGGCGAAUUCUUGCCGGAGGAAUGCGAAUGUGCUGAGCCAAUCUGCGAACCAGUAAAGAAUUAAAUUUCAAGCCAAGGAAUAUCAUACUUCAAUAUUGAUUGACAACCGACGCUUUUUAGAAAAGACUAGUUAUCAUAUGGAAAUAUACAUCUUAAUUUUAGAUUAUUCUUCGGUAGUUAAACACGAAACGUAACUUUAUAAUAUCACGAUUAAAGUAAGCUAAUAUCCAUAUUCUGGAAUAGUUUAGUGAAAGAAAGAUCUCUAGAGAUUUAUAUAUUGAGCAGCGCUCCCAUUCGCCAAAAUAGGUAGUCUUUUUCAUCUGGAAUGAAGAAUCUUGAGAAAUUGUAAUUACAACCAAUAAAUGUAGGUGCUACAGAAUAUUGCAAUAAUUUGUAUCCCUAUACUCAUUAAGAAAAAUGGUACAUUGAAAAAUACGCAUGCUAAACUAUAGAAGUAAAAUUAAGCGUUUUCGAUCCUGUAAAUCAUGUUCCUGAUUUAACUUUUGAGACUUUUGUUUUCAUUUAGCUUUGGUCUUGUUUCUGUAACGUAUUCUCAACUAUGUAUAUAUCAAGCGAAGACACCUCCUAACGAGUUUUUAUUCAAGAAGAAGUGGGACG
Molecule: messenger RNA, 3776 nt
Organism: Drosophila suzukii
Lineage: Eukaryota; Metazoa; Arthropoda; Insecta; Diptera; Drosophilidae
Gene: mGluR
Product: metabotropic Glutamate Receptor
Biological process (GO): G protein-coupled glutamate receptor signaling pathway; regulation of synaptic transmission, glutamatergic
Cellular component (GO): plasma membrane
Molecular function (GO): group II metabotropic glutamate receptor activity
Source: RefSeq, a predicted model, not a curated record